This is a messenger RNA of Helicoverpa armigera (cotton bollworm), 1442 nucleotides long. Its product is annotated as RNA-binding region-containing protein 3. The transcript has a single exon. Gene Ontology annotation, biological process: mRNA splicing, via spliceosome. Gene Ontology annotation, molecular function: U12 snRNA binding; pre-mRNA intronic binding. NCBI's taxonomy places the organism in Eukaryota, Metazoa, Arthropoda, Insecta, Lepidoptera, Noctuidae. Gene Ontology annotation, cellular component: U12-type spliceosomal complex. Bases 132 to 1421 code for a protein of 429 amino acids. The record is from RefSeq and is a predicted model, not a curated record.
UUGUAUGUAUCGUUUUAAGAGGUUUUUAGAUUUAAGUAAUUCGUGCCUGUUAUAGGAACUUGUUGAAGGUAACAGAUUGAGGAAAAAUUAUAACAUAUCCACUAUUUAUUCAGCAUCUUACGUAAAUCAACAUGUCUAAAGUGCUAAUGAUUCGACAUUUACCAGCUGCACUAUCGUUUCAAGAUAAAGAACAGCUCCUGAGACAUUUUGGAGCUGACAAAGUGUGGGAGACGAGAUCCAAACGUAAUUACAUAUUUGCGUCAUUUAGUAGUAUAGAGAAAGCAAAAGCAUCACUAAACCGUCUUCACCAGCUCGAAAUAGCUCACAGGCGUCUUGUAGUGGAGUACUCAACAGAGAAGGCACCAGUUACUGAUGACAAGCCUGAGACAGAACAAAAUUCAGACACCACAAAAGUAAUAAAGCAGUUCCUCAAAGUUUUGAAUGCAUGGAAUCCAUCUAUAGACUUCUAUCAGCCUCCACCCAUACAUUUAAGCUACAAAUACCCAGAUAUCAAUCCUGCCAUAGCUAUAAAUAUAAUUCAUGCACUAUUUACUCACAAACCAUUUUACACACAGACCUUGCAUUUGAUGAACAAAAUGUGUCUAGAUGUGCCAUUCCAAGAUAAUGACAAAUGUAUGGAAUUUUUCAAAGAAACAUAUCGGCACAUGUUUGUGGGUGAUAUACAGUUACCACCUCCAGCUGUGAGUGACCCCGAGUCAGAAAUAUCCAGCGCUGAGGAUGAGCACAAAGAACAGACUGUCAGAAAACUGGUCACAAGGAAAAGGAAAUUGCCUGUGCCUAAGCACAAUCCAUUGAAAUUACCCCCCACAGUGCCAGCAGCAAAAUCAAAGAAAACUGUAGUUAGUCAAGAGGAAGUAUUUGAAACUAUUGUACAAAUUCAGGAACCAAAGAAAAUACAGCUCAAUGUUCACCAAGAUGCCUUACAAAAGCCUACAGAAGAACCAGAAGUUAUAGGGGAACUUGGUAAGUUCCAGAAAGAGGAACAGCCAGCUGAAGAGGAAAAGAAGCCUGAGGAGCCAGAACAACCUAUUAUCAGCAAAAAGGAGUUAUUACGAAACAGGAUAUCAUACAAAGAUAUGAAGAUUUUACCAGUCUUCAAAAACUAUCACCCUGGGCAGCCAUCCAUGAGAUUGUAUAUAAAAAAUUUGGCUAAGACUGUGACUGAACAAGAUGUAACAAGUAUAUAUAAGCGUUAUGUCGAAGGAUUGACUGACGAAGAGCUCACUGGGUUUGAUGUGAGGGUCAUGCAGGAAGGCAGGAUGAAGGGACAAGCAUUUGUCACAUUCCCCUCAGUGAGGAUAGCAGAAACAGCUUUAAAUGAAACUAAUGGUUAUUUGCUGAAGGAAAAACCCAUGGUUGUACAGUUUGCUAGAGCUGCUAAUAAAAAAACUAUAGAAUAGACUUGUGUUUGAAACAUUCCU